Molecule: messenger RNA, 4706 nt
Organism: Closterium sp. NIES-67
Lineage: Eukaryota; Viridiplantae; Streptophyta; Zygnematophyceae; Desmidiales; Closteriaceae
Source: the annotation of a GenBank genome assembly
UCUCUUUCUUCACUUCCAGGUGACGUUUUCACGCUUUACUGAUAGCUGUCAGCGACACGGUCUGUUGGGCGUCGCGUCGCGGAGGAACCAUUCUGUCGAGAUACUCUUUGGAAACGCGAGAAUUUUGGCCAUGAUAUCAGGGUUUUCCGGCCACGUGGAUCGGCUGGAAGGGUCGGAAGGCGGUCGUAAUGGCUCUGCCGGCACCGGUGAAGGGGAUAAGUCCGUGGGAGGGCCUGGACGCGCUCGCCCGAGCCAAGCGCGCAGCUGCGGGAAUCCCUGAAAAGCCACGUCAGCCGGUUACUGUAGCAGCGGCCAGAUUCGCAGAAGAGGGGGACGACGAAGGGGACCGGGGGGGGGCUGAGGGGAAGGAAGGGGGAGGCGCAAAGUGGGUCGCUGAAGGGGAAGAUGGGGGAGGGGGGAGAGGAGAGGGAGGAGGAGGGGGGGAAGGGAGUGGGGGGGAAAGGAGCGGUGGAGGAGGUGGCAAGGAGAGGCGGCGGUAUCGCGUGGCGAGGAGCGAUGACACCCCCACCCACGUGUCGACAGUCACACACCUAUCGGGUGCCUCACCGGGGGUGCAGGACUCACCUUGUGACCGAGACCCACGAGGAGGCACAGCCGUUGGAGCAAUCAAGCAGGGAGAUGAGGCAAGCCGCGUCGCUAAGAGAACCCGAGUGGAUUCUGCAGAUGUGGCAAACGGUGCUGCUGACAGGGCAGGUUCUGCCAGUUUGAUUACCAGCGGAGAAGGGUCAGGGGGCAGAGGGGAGGGGGGGGGAGAUAGAGGGAGAAGGGGCAGCAGGUGGGACUCGAGGGACGACAGCAGAGGGGGGAGAGAUGGGGAUGGCGACAGGGAGAGGGGGAGAGAGAGGGAUGAGGAGAGAAGGGGCAGGGAUCGCGAUUCCGAUGGACGCAGGGACAGAGGCAGGGACUACGACAGGAGAUCGCCUAGACAUGGCUCCAGGUCUCGCUGGGACGAAGACGCCACCCCUCGCAGGGACAGGGACACAUAUACUCCUCGCAGGGAUUCAGACGGCACGCCAGGCAGAGACAACAGGGACAGGGGCAGCACGCCGCGCAGGGGGUCCAAGUGGGACAUGCCUUCGCCCUCCCCCUCCCCCCGCUGGACCCCCUCCCCCGCCCCCUCCCCCGCGCCGUACCGCCGCGAGCCCUCCUUUGUGCCGCCCUCGCCGUCUGACUCGCGCCUGCUGUCGCCCUGGGAUGGCGGGGGAGGCGGCAGCACGCCUUCUGUUGGUGGGUCUGUGUGGGAUCUCCCGUCCCCGUCCCCCGUGCCUGUGAGGGCAGGCUCGGCCACACCUGUCUCGCAGGGUCGGGACGGGGAGGAGAGGGAGGGAAGCGUGCAAGCAGAUGGGGGCCGGGCUCGCCGGUCGCACAAGCUUCGGUUCCGAGCCGACUCUGCAGCUUCGGAGGGCGUUGCUAGCACUCGCCGAAGCACAGUGGGAGGCCAGGCGCCAUCCCAGCUGGAGAGCGAGUGGGACACAGACUACCGUGCGGAGAGAGGGGCGGGGGAGGGGGAGGUGCUGGGGGGAGCAGAGGAUGAGGGCAUGCGGCGGGAGAUGGAGGAGGCUGAGCGGCAGGCCGACCGCUCCUGGUAUGAUUCUGAGGAGGCAGGCAGUGUGUUUGACUCGGGCGAGGGUUCCAACCCCUUUGGGGGGUUUGGGGACGAGCAGGCGUUGGAGGAGAAGAAGCAGGCUAAGCAGAAGCAGGCGGCGCAGCUGCAGAAGCGCAUGGUGCGGUCCGACGGGUCCGCCAUGUCGUUGGCCGCCAGCAAGAGGUUGACGCAGCUGUCUGCCGACCAGGCCACCUGGGAGGACCGCCAGCUCAUGCGGUCGGGCGUGGUGCGCAACGCUGCAGAGCUGUCCACGGAUAUUGAUGAUGAGGACGAGAACCGAGUCUUGCUGCUGGUACAUGAUACGAAGCCCCCCUUCCUGGACGGGCGCAUAGUGUUCACGAAGCAGCAGGAGCCGGUGAUGCCGCUCAAGGACCCCACGUCCGACAUGGCCAUCAUCGCCAGGAAGGGUUCAGCGCUUGUCAGAGAGAUUCGGGAGAAGCAGCAGCAGAACAAGAGCAGGCAGAAGUUCUGGGAGCUGACCGGGAGCAAGCUGGGGAACAUUUUGGGCGUGAAGAAAUCUGCGGCUGAUGUGGAUGCGGACACGUCAAAAGUCAACGACGAGGGCGAGGUGGACUACAAGGACAAUGUGAAGUUCGCGGACCACAUGAAGGGCACGGGCGGGGCGGCCAGCGACUUCGCCAAGACCAAGUCGAUAGCGGAGCAGCGCAUGUACCUUCCCAUCUACUCCGUGCGCGACGAGCUGCUGCAGGUGAUUCGAGAGAACCAGAUUGUGGUGGUGGUGGGGGAGACGGGCUCUGGCAAAACAACACAGAUGACACAGUACCUGCACGAGGCCGGGUACACGACGUACGGCAUGGUGGGCUGCACGCAGCCACGGCGCGUGGCGGCCAUGAGCGUGGCGAAGCGGGUGGCGGACGAGAUGGAGUGCGAGCUGGGGUCCACCGUGGGCUACGCCAUCCGGUUUGAGGACGUCACGAGCAGCAACACGCUUGUCAAGUACAUGACGGAGGGAGUGUUGCUGAGGGAGUCACUCAGAGAGCCGGACCUCGACCAAUACAGCGCCAUCAUUAUGGACGAGGCUCACGAGCGGUCGCUCAACACGGACGUGCUGUUCGGAGUGCUCAAGCACGUGGCUGCCAGGAGGAGGGACUUCAAGCUCAUUGUCACCUCCGCCACUCUGAACGCCGAGAAAUUCUCGCACUUCUUUGGCAGCGUGCCUGUCUUCUUCAUCCCCGGUCGCACCUUCCCCGUGAGCAUCAUGUGGAGCAAGUCGCCCUGCGAGGACCCAGUAGACGCCGCAGUGAAGCAGGCGCUGGCCAUCCACGUCACCAUGCCACCUGGCGACAUCCUCAUCUUCAUGACUGGACAAGAAGACAUCGAGGCCACGUGCUUCUCCCUCGCCGACCGCCUCGAGCAGAUGGCGGCCGGCGCCGCCCGCCCCCCGCCGCCCCUCUCGAUCCUUCCCAUCUACUCGCAACUCCCCGCGGAUCUCCAAGCGAAGAUCUUCCAGAAAGCAGAGGAGGGCACGCGGAAAUGCAUCGUCGCAACGAACAUUGCCGAGACGUCGCUGACUGUGGACGGAAUAUUAUACGUCAUCGACGGCGGGUACAGUAAAAUUAAGGUGUAUAACCCACGGAUGGGUAUGGACGCACUGCAGGUGUUCCCCAUCAGCCGGGCCGCAGCAGACCAGAGGUCCGGCCGAGCCGGGAGGACAGGCCCAGGAACAUGCUACCGGCUCUACACAGAAACCGCAUACGCGAAUGAGAUGCUGGCGAAUCCGGUGCCGGAGAUCCAGCGCACGAACCUGGGGAACGUAGUGCUGCUGCUCAAGUCGCUCAACAUCGACAACCUGCUGGACUUUGACUUCCUGGACCCCCCCCCGCAGGAGAACAUCCUCAACUCCAUGUACCAGCUGUGGAUCCUGGGCGCGCUGGACAACACGGGGGCUCUCACCAAGACCGGGCGGAGAAUGGUGGAGUUCCCUUUGGAUCCUGCUCUUGCGAAGCUGUUGAUCUCGGGAGACCAGUUUGGGUGUGUGAACGAGACGCUCACUAUGGUCGCCAUGCUGUCGGUGCCGUCGGUUUUCUUCCGCCCGAAAGACCGAGAGGAGGAGUCCGACGCUGCCCGGGAGAAGUUUUUCGUGCCCGAGAGCGACCACCUGACGCUGCUGAACGUGUUCCAGCAGUGGAAGUCCAACGGGUACCGCGGCGACUGGUGCUCCGACCACUACCUCCACGUGAAGGGCCUCCGGAAGGCCCGCGAGGUGCGGGCGCAGCUGGCGGACAUCCUGAAGCAGCAGAAGAUCCCCCUCUCCAGCGCCGGGCAGGACUGGGACGUGGUGCGGCGGGCCAUCUGCACCGCCUACUUCCACCACGCCGCGAAGCUGAAAGGCGUUGGGGAGUACGCGAGCUGCCGCACCGGCACCCCGUGCCACCUCCACCCGACCAGCGCGCUCUACGGGCUCGGCACCACCCCGGAGUACGUGGUCUACCACGAGCUGGUGCUGACUUCCAAGGAGUACAUGCAGUGCGUCACGGCCGUUGAGCCGCGCUGGCUGGCUGAGGCGGGCCCCAUGUUCUUCAGCGUGAAGGACAGCCACCAGAGCCGGCUGCAGCAGAAGCAGAAGCUCAAGGAGGAGGCGAGCGCCAUGGAGAGAGAAAUGGCGGAGGCGCGGCGCAAGAGGGAGGUGGAGGAAGAGAUGAGAAGGAGGAAGGAUGAGGAGCAGACGGCAAGGGAGGCGGAGAGGAUUGUGAUGCCGGGCGUGAAGAAAGGGAAAGGGGCGGCGGGGAGACGUGCUGGGCUCUAGUGUGUGGGCUCAGCUAAGCUCUAUCCUUGGUAGAGAGGGGGGGUGGGUAUUACUACUCUACGGGUGGGGGGGUGGAGGGAUUGGGGGUGGGGUGGGGAUUGGGUGGGGGGUUGGGUGUUGGCAUUGGGAAGGAGGACCUUGUUCUCACACGUUGGUGUUUGGUUUGGCUUCUUUGGGUUCACUUCUCAUGUAACGUGUUCCAACUUUGAAGGCCAUUGUCGUCUCUGGUCCAAAAUUGUGUGACAGUGGCACAUUCUACAUGCAAACAAAGCGUGCAUGCUAAAGAAGCGAUAGAAUCUGUUGACAACCAGA